UGAAAUAAAACUUAGAACAAAAAUAAAAAAAAAUCAAUCAACAAAAAUUCAGAAAAUACUUUUGCCGCCAUCCAUCGCAUACCAUCGCAUGCCACAACACCACAUUGAAGCGUAUUUAAAACUGCGGCCUUUAAUUCCUACUAAUCUCCUAGACAACAGAGUGUAACACAAAAAUUCCAAACCAAAAUUAAAAUCUUCCUUGCGUUAGAGUUGGAAUUACGCCAAGUCGCAACGAAAACUAUACCACAACUCAUCAUUUAAAACGUACACAUCCUUGACAUUCCUUUUGAGGACGAACGUUGGCAUUAAGUUUUCAUCAUUGCGUUUUUAUACUUUUCUUCGUCGUGCCACGAGCACACUUUUAAGCCAAGAGCUCCAGUAGUCCAAGGGACAGCAAGAGGACAGCGGCAUAUUGCCGCUUUCAAGAAAACCGUGGCAUCAUAUUAUCCUGCUAAAUCAGCAGGAUUUAAAAUUGCUGCUGCUAUAGCUGCUGUUACUGCAACCAACGCUGUGACUCCUGCUACAGCCACAGGCACAGCCGACAACAUGAAGCUGUCAAAGUUAUCUAACCAAACCAACUCACAGGAUCCGCAGGCUGUAAAUUCACGUGUUUUCGUUGGAAAUUUGAAUACAUUUCAGUGUUCGAAAACGGAUGUAGAACGCAUGUUCCAAAUUUAUGGUCGACUUGCAGGUAUAUCAAUGCAUAAAGGAUACGCUUUUGUACAGUUCACUAAUCCUUUUGACGCACGCAAUGCUUGUCAUGGCGAAGAUGGACGAACAGUGCUUAGUCAAACCUUGGAUAUUGUGCAUGAGCAAAGCGGUGCUGAGCAAAACAUAGCACAUCUGCCGCGUUCACCUCUUGUGCAACUUGCACUUGGUUCCUUAUGUACGGUUGUACUUUAUUUAAUAUUAUCCAUAUGCUUGAUAUUCUACCAAAAAGCUUUAGUUCAGAAUAUCAAAUUUCCACUUACUAUAGUUUCAUAUCAUCUUGUGAUAAAAUUCAUACUUUCCGCCAUUGUGCGCGCGGUUUACAAAUGUCGCACUGGAAAAACUCGCGUCCAAAUUGAUUUUCGUACAUCUCUGCGCAAUAUGGCACCAACCGGUAUUGCUAGCGGCAUAGAUAUAGGAUUCUCUAACUGGGGCUUAGAAUUAGUAACGAUUUCUUUAUAUACUAUGACAAAAUCAUCAACGAUUGUGUUUAUUUUAAUAUUUGCAAUAAUCCUAGGUCUAGAAAAAAAGAGUUGGGUGCUAGUUUUUAUUGUUGCUCUAAUUGCUACAGGCCUUUUUAUGUUGACAUACAAAUCAACACAAUUCAAUGCAUUGGGUUUUAUAUUCAUAUUGGGAGCAUCAUUAAGCAGUGGCAUACGUUGGAGUUUUGCGCAAUUUCUCAUGCAAAAAUCAAAAUUGGGUUUGCACAAUCCAAUUGAUAUGAUAUAUUAUAUGCAACCAUGGAUGAUGAUGUCCGUUUUACCAUUAAUUGCAUUCGAAGGACCAAAAUUAUAUGAUGCUCUUCUGAGCUUACCUGAAAUACCAAAUGAUGUUAUAUACAUGACUAUAAUUAAAAUCACAUUUGGUGCAAUGCUUGCUUUUCUAAUGGAAGUAAGUGAAUUUUUAGUUGUUGCUCAAACAUCGAGCUUAACGCUUUCAAUUGCUGGAAUAUUUAAGGACUUUUGUCAAUUGGCUUUAGCUUUUGAAUUCAAUGGCGAUCAACUCUCACUUAUUAAUGUGUUAGGUUUAGUUGUUUGUUUAGCUGGUAUAUGCUGUCAUUUGCUUCAUAAAUAUGCAAUGUUAGUUAAAUUAGAAGCCAUUAAUUCCAUUCACAAUGAUAAUGAUUUGACAUUCCUAGACACAACUAUAAAUAAUAAUGGUGUAAAUACUUCGCACCAUAAUCAAACAUUCAAUACAGCUCAUAGAGCACACACAAACCUGACAGUUCCACUUUUAGACGAGACAGAUUCUGAUGAUUCAAAUAAUGGCCAUAAAGAGCAAAAUUCAUCCGACGUUAUAUUUGAUGUACUUAAAAGACGAGAUAUGCAACGAUGAGCAAAUAUUUCUUACAGAUAUGAGUUGAAAGGUUAAUUAACUUUUGAGACUCAGCGAUGAGCAAAUAUUGCUAAAAAUAUGACUAAGAAAACAGAAAUAGAUGACAAAAAAUAGAGUUUUGAGACCCAAUGAGGAGCAUAUAUUGCUCAAAAAUAUAUGACAUGAAAGGCAGCUAAUUAAAACAAAACUUGAAACUCAUGUAUAUGCUGUAAAUUAGUUAAAUUAAUUUGUAU
Molecule: messenger RNA, 2276 nt
Organism: Teleopsis dalmanni
Lineage: Eukaryota; Metazoa; Arthropoda; Insecta; Diptera; Diopsidae
Product: solute carrier family 35 member C2-like
Exons: 7
Coding region: 547-2043 (498 amino acids)
Cellular component (GO): nucleus
Molecular function (GO): RNA binding
Source: RefSeq, a predicted model, not a curated record